AGGCGGCGAGUCGCAGGCGGGGGGUGGGGUGGGCUGGGGUGGGGGAGCGAGAGGUGGCGGGCCCGAGGCUUGAUCCGUGGGAUCUAUUGUCCUCGGCACGUUGCGAGGAAAAACAAAGGGAUCGAUUCUCAUGACCCAGUCUUUUUUUUUUUUUUUUUUAAUUCUUCCUCUUUCUUUUCUUGUUGAAAUGUGGCCGGGGAGCUCGGCUCUCCCCGUGCCACUCUGGGAUCCGCCUGGCAGCCGCCGGGAGCCGCAGCCAAUGUGCUAGGACUUCAGGUGCUCCCGGGCACAAAGCUAGACUGCGACCUCCUACCAUAGCGCUUGGCGUCACCUGCUCUCCCGGCCCUGCCCCGGGGGCCGAGGGAUGGCGUCCCGAAGCAGGCUGGGGACUCGGCUGCCUCUCAAAUGAACCUCUAGUCUUGCUUUGAAAAAGCCACUUUGUGUAAUUCUUGACUGAAUAAUUUCCUAAUACACCUGUUGAGCGGAUCACUGACACAGUAUGCCAUUUGAGAGGUACUUUUUCUUGUCCAAAUACUGGUGAUUAGAGAAGAGAAGUGUUUUAUUUUUGUUUAUUUUUUCCUCUGAUCAUUAUGAACAUUGGCUUUUACUCCUGAAGUAAAAAUGUUGAAAGCAGAGCCGUCAGGUGAAAGGACCACUCUCCGAAGUGCCUCUCCUCACAGGAAUGCAUAUAGGACUGAGUUCCAGGCACUGAAAAGUACCUUUGACAAACCCAAGUCAGAUGGAGAACAAAAAUCAAAAGAAGGUGAGGGCUCCCAGCAGAGCAGGGGGAGGAAAUAUGGCUCCAAUGUCAACAGGAUUAAAAAUCUGUUCAUGCAGAUGGGUAUGGAGCCCACUGAGAACGCUGCAGUCAUUGCCAAAACAAGGGGGAAAGGUAGACCUUCAUCCCCUCAGAGAAGAAUGAAACCCAAAGAAUUUCUUGAGAAAACAGAUGGCUCGGUUGUUAAAUUGGAGUCCUCUGUUUCAGAACGAAUUAGUAGAUUUGACACAAUGUAUGAUGGUCCCUCAUAUUCUAAAUUCACCGAAACUCGGAAGAUGUUUGAGAGGAGUGUGCAUGAGUCAGGACGAAACAACCGCUAUUCUCCAAAGACAGAGAAAGCUGGAGGGAGUGAGCCUCAGGAUGAGUGGGGUGGUACCAAGUCCAACAGAGGCAGUACUGACUCCCUGGACAGUCUUAGCUCUAGGACAGAGGCUGUCUCCCCUACAGUGAGUCAACUAAGUGCAGUAUUUGAGAAUACCGAAUCCCCCAGUGCCAUUGCUUCUGAGAAGGCUGAAAAUGAAUACUCAGUGACUGGGCAUUAUCCGCUAAAUUUACCAUCUGUUACUGUGACAAAUCUUGACACCUUUGGUCACCUUAAGGAUUCUAACGCUUGGUCUCCUCCAAGCAAAUGCGGUGAUGAGUCGGAGGAUGUUCAGAAGAGUAACACAACUCCAGUACCGGAAGUGGCUUCAAAAAGUAUCUCUCUAGACUCGAUGCCUGGUGAAGAGACACAGCCGAACAAGGAAGCUGAGGACUCUACAUCUAAUCAAGAGACUCCGGACAGCAUCGACAAAGGCAUUUUUGAAGAACCUUGUGCUGAAAAUAAGGCAAUGCCGGAGUUUAAAAUUCCUUCACCACAAAAUGAACCAUUAGAAGAUGCCGAAGCUAAUUUGGUUGGGAGUGAGACAGGAGUACAACCGAAGAAGGAGCUUGCAGGUGGUAAUUUUACCUCUGCUGAUAGAUCCGGAUCCAGUUUUGGGAAAGAAGUACCCGAAGAUUCGAAUAAUUUUGAGAGCUCCCAUGUUUACAUGCACAGUGACUAUAAUGUAUAUAGGGUCAGAUCUAGGUAUAAUUCAGACUGGGGAGAGACAGGUACUGAACAGGAUGAGCAGGAGGAUAGUGAUGAAAACAAUUACUAUCAACCUGAUAUGGAAUAUUCAGAAAUUGUCGGAUUGCCAGAAGAAGAUGACAUCCCAGAAAAUAGAAAAAUAAAAUUUAGUUGUGCACCAAUUAAGGUUUUUAACACAUACUCCAACGAAGACUAUGACAGGAGAAAUGAUGAAGUUGACCCUGUAGCUGCUUCAGCUGAGUACGAACUUGAAAAGCGUGUAGAAAAGCUGGAACUCUUCCCAGUGGACUUAGAGAAAGAUGAGGAUGGACUUGGCAUAAGUAUCAUUGGUAUGGGUGUUGGAGCAGAUGCUGGGCUGGAGAAGCUGGGAAUAUUUGUCAAGACAGUGACGGAAGGAGGUGCUGCUCAGCGAGAUGGCAGAAUACAAGUGAAUGACCAAAUUGUAGAAGUGGAUGGAAUCAGCUUGGUGGGCGUCACACAGAAUUUUGCUGCAACUGUUCUCAGAAACACCAAGGGCAAUGUCAGAUUUGUUAUUGGGCGAGAAAAACCAGGACAAGUAAGUGAGGUUGCCCAAUUGAUAAGCCAGACACUGGAACAGGAAAGACGCCAGAGAGAGCUACUUGAGCAGCACUAUGCCCAGUAUGAUGCUGAUGAUGAUGAGAACACAGUGACUGAAUUGCAAGGAGUGCCUGGCAACUGCAAUAAUAAUAACAACUAUUUCCUUAAGACAGGAGAAUAUGCCACAGAUGAAGAGGAGGAUGAGGUAGGCCCUGUCCUUCCUGGCAGUGACAUCGCCAUUGAAGUCUUCGAGCUGCCUGAGAAUGAGGAUAUGUUUUCUCCAUCAGACCUGGACACAAACAAGCUGAGUCACAAGUUCAAAGAGUUGCAAAUCAAACAUGCAGUUACAGAAGCAGAGAUUCAAAAAUUGAAGACCAAGCUGCAAGCAGCAGAAAAUGAGAAAGUGCGGUGGGAAUUAGAGAAAACACAACUUCAACAGAACAUAGAAGAGAAUAAAGAAAGAAUGUUGAAAUUAGAGAGCUACUGGAUUGAGGCUCAAACAUUAUGCCAUACAGUGAAUGAACACCUCAAAGAUACUCAAAGCCAAUAUCAAGCCUUGGAAAAGAAAUACAAUAAGGCAAAGAAACUGAUCAAGGAUUUCCAACAAAAAGAGCUUGAUUUCAUCAAAAGACAGGAAGCAGAAAGAAAGAAAAUAGAAGAUUUGGAAAAAGCUCAUGUUGUAGAAGUUCAAGGCCUGCAAGUGCGGAUUAGAGAUUUGGAAGCUGAGGUCUUCAGGCUAUUGAAACAAAAUGGGACUCAAGUUAACAAUAACAACAACAUCUUUGAGAGAAGAACAUCCCUUGGUGACGUCUCUAAAGGAGAUACCAUGGAGAACUUGGACGUCAAACAAACAUCUUGUCAAGAUGGCCUAAGUCAAGAUUUGAAUGAAGCAGUCCCAGAGACCGAGCGCUUAGAUUCAAAGGCAUUGAAGACAAGAGCCCAGCUCUCCGUGAAGAACAGGCGUCAGAGGCCUUCUCGGACAAGACUCUAUGAUAGUGUCAGUUCAACAGAUGGAGAAGACAGUCUGGAACGAAAGCCUCCAAACAGUCUUUAUAACCACAUGCAUAUUACCAAAUCACUUCUGCCCAAGGGUUUGAGAACUUACCCAGAAUCAGAUUCUGGUGAUCCAUCCCUCACUCCAGUGGCUAGCAGUCUGCCUUUAUCAUCUGAUCACAUGGGUGAAUUUCCAGAAGAUUCACUGCACUCAGAAAGGGAGCCAUCCUCCUCUACCUGGGGAGACACUUCGCUCUCUUCUCCUUCAAAAUCUGAUCAAGACAUGGAAGACUUUCCUUGCCACCAUGAAGCAGCCACCAAGAAGAUAUUACCAGAAAAAGGUGGUGCUAAGGGUCCCAAGUCAUUAACAACAUCCAGUCCAUUGGUGGUACAAGAUGGAAAAAUUAAGAAGAAGUUUGUGGAUCUGGGGGCACCUUUGCGAAGGAAUUCCAACAAAGGAAAGAAAUGGAAAGAAAAAGAAGUCAAUAGGUUUUCUCCAGGUAGCAGGAUUUUCCGAGGCAGGCUGGAGCACUGGAAACCGAAGCCCUCUUCCCCAGCUCCGGCCUCCACUCGCUCACCUUGCAUGCCUUUCUCCUGGUUUAAUGAAAGCCGAAAAGGAUCCUAUUCUUUAAAGAAUCUGCCUUCACCCACAAGUCCCCUUCAGCCUUCUCCUGAGACUCUAAUUUCAGAUAAAAAGGGGUCCAAGAAUUUUACCUUCAAUGAUGACUUCAGUCCCAGCAGCACCAGCUCGGCAGAUCUGAGUGGCCUCGGAGCAGAACCCAAAACUCCAGGGCUCUCUCAGUCUUUAGCACUGUCAUCAGAUGAGAGCCUGGAUAUGAUAGAUGAUGAGAUCCUUGAUGACGGACAGUCUCCCAAACACAGUCAGUGUCAGCAUCGGGCCGUGCAUGAAUGGAGUGUGCAGCAGGUUUCUCACUGGCUAAUGAGCCUAAGUCUGGAGCAGUAUGUAUCUGAAUUCAGUGCCAAAAACAUCACUGGAGAGCAACUCCUGCAGUUGGAUGGAAAUAAACUUAAGUCUCUCGGAAUGACAUCAUCCCAGGAUCGAGCUGUGGUCAAAAAGAAGCUGAAGGAAAUGAAGGUAUCUCUGGAGAAGGCUCGGAAGGCUCAAGAGAAAAUAGAAAAACAAAGGGAAAAGCUGAGGAAGAGGGAACAAGAGCAAAUGCAGAGGAAGUCCAAAAAGACUGAAAAGAUGACGGUGGCAAGUGAGGGGGCUGGUGAGCAGUAACACACGUUCUCUGUGGGGCGUGGGGUGGAGGUUCAUGCUCCUGCUUCUCCGGCUCCUCCUGUCCUACCUUCCUCCAGUGAAUGAAGAAACUGACUGAUGGUGGGGUAUUGCUGCUGUAGGCAGACUGGGGAACUGUGUGUGGAGUAACUGCAUUUCCUGCAAUAAUAGAAUAUACUCUUAAUUUUAACCAACUAAAAUAAUCCCAAACUUCUUUCGGCUUAUUUACAAAUCCAGGGAUCUUGUGUCUAAGAAAUGCAAGUGACUGUAUUUCUCUCCCUUCUUACUUAACAACAUCGUGUGUUGUUUUGGGUGAGUUGUGUCAUUUGGAGGACCAGGGCAGCCCUGCCCAACAUGAGUAUGACACUCACACCCCGGCCCCCAUUGUGUUAAUGAAGCACCAAGAACUGUCAGUGUGGGAUCCUAAAUUGGACAACUGCACAUGUCUGCAUGGCUGAGGCUUCAGAAUCUACGCUAGUGUAUGGGAGAGGCACCCUUCAAUGCCAUGUUGGCAGCAUGUGCUCUGCCAAAUACCUGUUGUGGCAAAAGGCAAGCAAAAUAUUCUGUUUGCUGGGUGUUGGCAAGAGAGAAGAGAAUUAAUCAUGUGUUAACCACAGAAGAAAGCAAAAUACUUCAGAAUGUGGUCAUAGGUAUUAUCAUGGGGUCUUAAUGGUUAAUAAUACUUAUCCUCCAGAUUUAGCUGAACAAAGGAGAAAAAUCAGACAUGAAUGCAUCAUGGGACGUUGGGUUCUCUUACUCAUUUUUCUACUGCUGUAUGUUUGGUAAUUUCAACAACACUCAUACACACCACAGAGCUUCUCUCCCACCCUACCCACCCCCGCUAACAAAUUGAACAGGAAAUUGAUUUUUAAGGAAACCAACAUUUUCAGGUUUCCUCUCUGGGGGAACAUUCUGGCGGGUCUUCAGCCUGGCUAUGACACAAUCAGGAACUCGUCCCAUAUUUUCUGCUCAAGAUUUCCCAAGCGUGUUCAGUGUUUUAACAAAUGUGCUUUUAAGAAAAAUAGAAAUGCCAGUUAAAGAGAAUUCGAAUUUAAGUAAUGUGCAACCAGAGAAGCAAUUUUAUUGAGUAGACAGAAUGUUCUAUAAAGAGGAACUGUCAGUUGUAUUUUAGAGAUAUUUUGAAUGGUUUUUCUGAAUCAUUCUCUUCCAUGCAUUAAAGGGUUCCACUUUGACAGUUCAAGUUGUUUUAAGGUAGUACCUAGGAUAUAGCCUAACGGAUGAGUCAUUUAUAUAUUUGGAAAGCCAGUAUUAAGGAUUUCAGUAUUUCAUCAAACUAAUUCAAGUUGGAGGAGAAAAUAAACUCAUCUUGAGAAAUUUCAAAUGAUAGGCAAAAUAUAUAUACAUACUAGUUACGGAGAAUUUGGGUUUGAAUAAAUUAAACCAGAGAAGCAAGUUUUAGUGCUUAUUUCAUUAUUUUUUGUUAAUGUUCUUUUGCUUUUUAUAAUUCAUGUAUCUGUUUCUCUUUCCUGCAUUGGUUAUAAAAAUGAGAUCAUCCACUUUCCAAGGGACGAGUUUCAAGUGAAGAUUUCCGGCCAAAUAAAUUCUUGGACAAGAAUUUUUCUUCCUCUACUAUGUGAGGAUCUCUGUUUGGUUCUGUUCACAUUUUACUGGAAAUGUUAUGUGCACAGAAUUUGGGGAAAAUGUUCUGAAAGUUAGAAGUAAUAGAUUAUGUAAAGGAGUUCCUGCCCAUUUAACUCCAUCUCAUAUUUUGAGCAUUGUGAUAUUUUUUAAGAAAGAGGGACCUGAAUGUAGAAUUUUCUAAACUAGAAAUUUAUAAUUUUGUUUCUCUCUAAAAUCUAUUUAUUGUGUACUACAGCAGUAUUGUCUGAGUUCUUCCAACUUAUUCACUAAGCGCUCAGAAACACAUAAAGUAACAUCAUGUCACUAUGUCUGUUUUUCUGUCUGUUUUUAUUUGGGGUAUAAUGGAAACUGCCAUACUGGAUACUCCAUACUUUGUCAUGUGAGCUGCUUUGCCAUUUAUUAAUACAAUGGGAAACAAGAAACCACUAUUGAUCAAUUACAAACUCCAGCAAAUAUUUUCUAAUUCUAAAAUGCUAAGUCAAAAUCUGUUUAUAACUAUGUUUUCUAUUUUAAACUUUUGCUUAUUGUUGGAGGAGAAAGUGACCUGGAUCACACUGGAAGUUUUAAUGUAUUCAUUUUAAGAGUAGAAAUUGAAGGAUAAUUAUCUUAAGUUAUGUUUACACUUUGAUAAUAUUUGAAAUGGAUGUAUAUAGUGGAAAUGUCUACAUGUUCCCAUUUCUGCACCUAAUUUAUGAUCUGUAAUAUUACAUUUUCUUAAAUGUCUUAGAACUACUAUUCUUUUAACUUCAUUUAUAUACUUUAGAUCAGUGACCAAGAAACACUACUAUAUCAAGUUCUUAUUCAUUAAAUAAUUUAGUUGCUAUUUUAACUAUUUUGAUUUUUAAGUUAAGAUCUGAUCAUUUUAAACCUUAAUGAGUUACUUUAACAUUAUUAUUCAAAACUGCUGAAACUGUAAAAGGCACUUGAUUCAGUCAUCAAACAAAAGAUAAAAUGUAAGCUGGUUGACAUAAAGAUAUAUAAAAGCAAAAUGACCUCAGAUCUUAUGAACAUAUCUUUCCUCAUUUCUUUUGUUAACUCUAGUGCAUGAUUCCUAAUUGAAGUGGUUGUGUGUUACACAAUCUCUACACUUAUGCUAUGAUUUUUUUAUUGUUAAUACAAUUUAACAUAGAAUUGUUGCCUCAUGCACCUUCUAUUUUAUCAGAAAGUGAACGAAAAGUAAAUAUCUGGCUACUGUGAGCUAUAAUACUUGAAGCACAGCUCAGUAUAUCUCUCGCAAUAGACAAAAGCAUUUUGCAGUCUAAGUAAUGCUUUAUUUGUGGGGUGAAGGGAGUGGGGUGGGUGGGAAUAUGAGUGAGGCCAAAGUAGACAGUAUUGUAUGAGAUAAGUGUCUGGGGAUGAAGGGUUUUCCAUGAAAAUAAUUUUAUUACAGAUUUUAUUUUUAAUUUAAGGCCACAUCCUUGAAAUUAAUAGUUUAUGCCAUAGUUCUCUCAUUCUUGUUUUUUAAAUGUUAAUUAAAAGUUUACUCCUGAGUGACACAUAAGAUCAGAAAUCUAAGUUUGCCUUUCUAACACCUUUUGAAGGUCACCUUUAGUUUCACAGUAAUAAAACAAUUUUGUGCAUAGGUUGACAAUAAUUUCCCAACCUCAUACGCAUCUUAACCCUCAGCAGUUCUUGGAAACUAAAUGACAGAGUACAAGAGAAGAACUAAAUUAACCCUUGUAGCUGCCUUUUAUCCUGUGAUCUAUUCUGAUCUGAAGUCUUAAGAUAGAUAUCCUGAGCCCAAGACAUAAAAACAAUCAUGCAUUGUUCGACCUAGUACUUUAAUCAGUCUUUGUGUAUUUUAACUGAGAACAAAUAAUUCUCAUCUUGGUUCAUUUUGUACUGGGAUUAGAAUGUGCUUUACAGUGAUAUUUUAAAAGAUAAAUAAAAAUCCACAUUCAUAUGGAUAUUUUAAUUCCAGAUAAAUGUGAUGUAAGUGUUAAUUCUUAUAAGGAACCAGUUUUCAAGAGCUGAAUCCCAGUAUUUAACAAUAGUUUUCAAGAAAAUUCUAAAGGGAAUCCUAAUAAUUAUUGUGUCCAACAAUUUAAAAGGAAUUUCUAAACUUUUGAUGCAUUAUAUCUCUUUCUUAAAUUGAGGUAUGUAAAAGUUUUCAUAUUCCAUUUGAACAGAGUUGCUGUCCCAAGCAAGCUGCAGAUGACAAGCGUUUCACUGAUAUGGAUGAAGUUCACUAGAGUUUGUGUUAACUACUUAAUGCUAAGUUUUGGUAUGAAAUGGUAAAAUGGAAAAGUAAAGCCCUGUUUUUGCUUUAAAAAUAGUCUUUUCAAAUUUUAAUGAAAGACCUGCCUCUAUACACUAUUUUAAAGCAAAUCAUUUAAGGAUGAAAUCCAGAAAUAAAAUAUUCAUGUUUUCUACAAGAAUUGUUUUCAUUCUUAUGGGUGGGAGUGAGGAAUGUAUUCUCACAAGAAAGUAGAGUUUUAAGAAAUAUGAAUGUGCUUCAGUGGAGUCACUCCUGAAAAACAGUCUGGGUAUAAAAACAGAUUUUAUUUAUACGUGUCUUCAAUAUUCUAAGUCUGAGGAAAUUUAGUCCAGGUCCAAAACACUGCGGGAAAAAAAUAAAUAACACCAGACGGAAUACAUUUAAAUAACAACGUAGUAGCAUAGAUUAGAUCUAGCCAAGAAAUUGGUGGCCAAAGAAAAAAAAGCCUAAAGAAUCCAUUUCCAGCCCCUGACCUCCAGAAAAUGAAAACAUCAGAUUCUAUCAUCUAAAUAAAUAGAGUCUUUGUAUGAUUGUAUGCCUGUGUUGAGGGAAUGGUUGCUAAGUGAAGGUUCACCUAUGUACGGGUGUGGACCAAGUAUAGCAUGUGACCAGCUUCUAGAUCUCCAGAGUAAGGAUGAAAAGAAAGGUGAUUUUCAAUCCUUGAUGCUUAACCCAAAAUCCAACCCCCAAAUGAUUCAUGAAUGAAUAAUAAAUAAGGAAUAAGAAAACAAGAGGCAACUUCUUAAUAGUGUGCAUGCCACUUGUGUAGAUGUACAGAAUUAUAUAUGUGUGAGUGUGUAUGUGUAUGUGUGUAACUCUAUCUCCCAUUUUACAUGCACACACACACACACACCUGCCGCAAUCACCUGGCAUAAAAUUUGCAUAUGGAACUUAGUCAUGUCAGUUAGGACCUCGAGCAGUAAUCAUAGCCUUAUAGCCACUUUUUUUUGUGUUGUGUAUACAUUGAAUGGUUCAUAAGAUUUUAAGAGAUUUUUUAAUGUAAGUAUUUCUACUAAAUGCACUUAUCCUACAUGUUUAUAUAUUUUGGUAAAGUUGAUUUAUUAGAUACUUGAUAUUUUAGUAAGAUAAAAUUUCUUCAAAUGUUUGAUUAUGCUUUGAUGUCAAGACUGUAAGUUACCGAAUUGGAGCUCAGAAGUUUAUGAGGCUUUGGGCAAUUUCAACUGCCAUUACUCACACUAAAAAUUGCACUGUGUGUUCUGUGUAUUUGCUCACACUCUAAAAUGGUAUAUUUUUAUUUGUGAUGCUGAAGUCACUAACUACUGGCUUUCUGAUGGCAGUAUUGCCAUCACUUGAUCAUCUACUUCUUUUGCUGAGUGAUGGCAUGGUUAAGUUAUUGAAAAAUCUAAUGAAAGUAUAUGUAAGCAUGAAAAUGUUGUUGGAAGGUGUUUGCUUCUAUUUAGUUAAGCAGUUUUAUUUACACACUGAGACUAUUGCAAAUAUCAUCUUUCAUUCAUGAAAGAAAAUUGGCCAAAAAAUCAUUACCAUAAAAAAAUUAUUAAUAAAGUGGCACUCCAUCUAGGCACCACCUCCCAACAGCAUCAGAUUUAGAUAAUGCUCCAUGAGAUCCCUUAAGUAUACAUGUAUAUGUGUUCUUUAAUAUUAUUUGUGGUCAUCACUACUGGAUUUUUGUUGCUGCAUUUUUGAUGAAGUGGCAUUUCAACAACUAAAACACCUGCUGCGUAUCACUAAAAAAACUAGAAGCUGAAAAAAAAUGAAUUGUUGCAUUGUGAGAAGUUUAUUUAGCUCCAAUCUUUCUUUACAUACCACUAAAGGAAAAAGUUGUUUGAAAAAAAUUUUAAGCCCAGUAAGUAUGGAUAGCAUGUUAUCUGAAACUUUUAAUUUUUACAUUUUGAAGUCUGAUCAUUUGCAUGGAAGAGACAAUAGUGCCACGUCUGAAUUGUUCUUUUGUGCUUGGUUAAUAUGUAUUUAAUCUAGAUUGUUUAAUUUCAAAUGACAUUUCUUAUCUUUGGUUUCAGGGGCAUUUAAAGCAAAAUAUCAUGGUGGUCCUUUGUUUUCAGACCAAUCUAAAAAUACCUGUGAUUAAAUUUAAUUUGUUAGUGUAAAUAAAUUUCUUGCCAAUAAGUAUUCUUGUUGUUAGGCAAUGAAUGCAAUAAAAAGAGAAAUACAAUAAGA
Sorex araneus (European shrew) is the source of this 10612-nucleotide messenger RNA. It is a transcript of the gene PPP1R9A, whose product is annotated as protein phosphatase 1 regulatory subunit 9A. Lineage: Eukaryota; Metazoa; Chordata; Mammalia; Eulipotyphla; Soricidae. Gene Ontology annotation, biological process: actin filament organization; calcium-mediated signaling; neuron projection development. The transcript is spliced from 21 exons. The coding region runs from base 622 to 4641 and encodes 1339 amino acids. The record is from RefSeq and is a predicted model, not a curated record. Gene Ontology annotation, cellular component: actin cytoskeleton; cytoplasm; dendrite. Gene Ontology annotation, molecular function: actin filament binding.